AUGACGGCCACCGAGGCGGAAGCAAGCCCCGAGGCGCGGUGGUUCACCGCCCUGAAGCUGCAGGUCGCAGAGUUUGCGGUGGCGGUGGCGCCGACAGAGCAGGAGCAGCGCGUACGAGACCGAGCCACGGAUGCUCUGCAGCGGGAGAUCCCUCGAGAGCUGGGGCACCGUGACGCCGCGGUGCUGGUGUUUGGCAGCGGCGCGAGCGGCCUGGCGGUGCACUGCUCGGACAUCGACAUCGUUGUGGCAGAUGUCGUCUACCCUGACCCUGUGGCGGGCCUGAACCCGGACGACAAGUCCUAUGCCGUGCAGUGCCUGCGACGCCUCCAGGCCUGGGGGAAGAGCUCGCGCUGCCCGCUGAUCAUCAAGUCGGACCGCCUGGUGCCCUGGGCCAGGGUGCCCAUCCUGAAGCUCACCCUGCGCAGCGGCCCCGAGGUGGACAUUUCGCUGGGCGAUCGCGGGGGACGUGCGGCGGCGGAGUUUGUGUUGUCAAUGAGCCGCUCGUAUCCGCUGCUGCGGCCGCUGGUGCUGGUCAUCAAGUCAUUGCUGCGCCUGCUGGCCCUGCACGAGGUGUUCCAUGGCGGCCUCGGCUCCUGGUCCCUCACCAACAUGGUGCUGGCACACCUCAUGGAGGACACCCGCGCACACAGCGGCCACGGCGGCGGCACAGCCGACGACGCGGCCCGCGGCGCCGCCCGCGCGCGACACGCGGGGCUGGCGCUGCUGUCGUUCCUGCGGCGUUUUGGUGGCCAGGGGUUUGACUAUGGACGCGACGCGGUGUCAGUACGGCUGGGGGGCUGUGUGCGUCGGGAGCAGCUGCAGGGGUUUUCCAACCCCAACACCUUUCUGGCGCUGGAGGACCCCCUCACAGGCCGCGAGGUCGCAGGCGGCUCCCACCGCAUGGCGGACGUCGUGGCAGCCUUUGGACGCGCGGCUGCGCGGCUCGAGGCCGACCUGCUGCGCACUGUCAGGCGCGGACAGCCGAAGAGGGCGCGCACACCGGGGCAGCGGCGGCGGCGGGAGGGCGCCCCGGAGCAGGCGCGCACGACGGGAGCGCCAUCUGCCGGGGCGGUGGAGGGCGGGGCGGCGGCCAGCGGAGCGGGGGAGCAGGCUGCUCACGGCGGCGGCGGCGAUAGCGGCGGGAGCGGCGGCGGCGGCGGCGGGGGAUUUGCCCGGGAGGGCCGGCUGCUGGCGAUGCUACGGGUCAUCACCGGCGAGACCACGUCGGGCUCUGUUGGCAGUCAAGGCCCAACCACUGCCCCAGAGCAGCAGCAGCAGCAGCAGCAGCAGCAGCAGCAGCAGCAGCAGCAACCUCGUGCCGAUGGCGCCUAG
Monoraphidium neglectum is the source of this 1332-nucleotide messenger RNA. Its product is annotated as poly(a) polymerase. Lineage: Eukaryota; Viridiplantae; Chlorophyta; Chlorophyceae; Sphaeropleales; Selenastraceae. Gene Ontology annotation, molecular function: poly(A) RNA polymerase activity; mRNA binding. The transcript is spliced from 6 exons. Gene Ontology annotation, cellular component: nucleolus; TRAMP complex. The record is from RefSeq and is a predicted model, not a curated record. Gene Ontology annotation, biological process: RNA 3'-end processing. Bases 1 to 1332 code for a protein of 443 amino acids.